Messenger RNA from Owenia fusiformis, 3380 nucleotides. NCBI's taxonomy places the organism in Eukaryota, Metazoa, Annelida, Polychaeta, Sabellida, Oweniidae. The record is from the annotation of a GenBank genome assembly.
GUGCGCGUGCGCGGUGACCUCUCAAUAACUCUUUGUAGACAACAACACAAAAUUCAACUAAAAUGCACUUUAGCAGGGGAUGCACGGCUUUAAACCUAGGAUAACACCAUGAAGGAAAUGGUCGGAGGUUGUUGCGUCUGCUCAGACGAACGUGGGUGGAAUGAAAACCCUUUAGUUUACUGUGAUGGACAUGGCUGUAAUGUAGCCGUGCACCAAGCUUGUUACGGUAUUGUCCAGGUACCCCCGGGACCAUGGUUUUGUCGGAAGUGUGAGUCGCAAGAACGGGCUGCUCGGGUGAAAUGUGAACUUUGCCCUCAGCGAGAUGGAGCUCUGAAAAGGACAGAUUCUGGAGGUUGGGGUCAUGUGAUCUGUGCACUGUUUAUUCCGGAAGUUAUGUUUGGGAACACGGGAACUAUGGAACCAAUCUGUAUACGGAAUGUGCCCCAUGACAGAUAUAAUAAGUCAUGUUAUGUAUGCGAGGAGCAAGGCCGGGAAAGUAAGGCCACAACAGGGGCAUGUAUGCAGUGUAAUAAACCUGGCUGCAAACAGUAUUUCCACGUCACAUGUGCCCAGGCCCAAGGUUUACUAUGUGAGGAGGCAGGGGCGUACAUGGACAAUGUAAAAUAUUGUGGAUAUUGUUCACUUCAUUAUAAAAAACUGAGAAAGGAUCACCAUAAUAUAAAGGUGAUUCCCCCAUUCAAGCCCAUUCCUUCACAGUCCCCAGAUGCUACUCCUGAAAAAACUGGCCCCAUUACAAAGGCAGAGUCCAAACAGAAGCCUCAAGCAAAGGUCAAGGGUAAAGAGAGAACAGAGCGAUCAGAGAGAUCAACUAGGUUACAAAACCCGACAGCCACCUCUUCAACAGUAGCUGAAUCAACAGUAACUGAAUCAACAGCAACCGAAUCUAGCAGCUCUGCAUCCAAGAUAAGCGCAUCAGAAUUAGGGUCAAAGUUCACAACGGCUAAUUUUACAGAGACUGUAAUUACGCCCCAGACCCCACCAACGAUCACUCCUAAAGAGGAGCCGAUGGAUGAGGAUGAUGAAGACGAAGAGGAAGAAGGCCCAGCUGCCAAAGAUGAAGCUCCGAAGUUGGAGAAAUCAGAAAUAGAGAGACCCCCUAGUAGAGAUUCUAAUGUUGAUGUUGAAUCUAUUGAGACCCCUGAGAAAAAGCCAAAUGAUAAUAAAUCAGCCGUUGAAGAGACUGCAGUGGCUAGUAGUGUAUCAGAAUUGGCAAAAGAAAAACUGUUUGAUUCUAAACCAACAGAAUCUGUAACCAAGGCAACAACAGAGGGAGUAACCAUAGCAACGACUAGUAAUAGUAGUACAACAAAGUCUGAAUCUAAAGAGGUUACAACUUCCACUGUGACGACCACUUUCUCUUCUAAUUAUGAAAACUUUUUAAAAUCCUAUGAUAAAAGCCAAGCCUCAUCGACGCCUCCCACGACAACAACGACAACAGAUACCUCAUCCACAGCAUCGAGUGUUCCUAUGGCAAAUAGUUCUUCCAUAAUGGACACAAUAGACAGUGUAGCCAAGGGUGCUGGGACAGCCUCUCUGAAAAGAUCCAAUAGUGAUGAGGUUUCACUCGAGGACAAUGCCGAGAAGAAGUUUAAGAAACACAAGGUGUCGCCGCAACAUCAACUAUCCCCUCAUUUACAAGGUCUCCCCACAGCAGUUAAAGAUCCCAUGGGUUUAAUGGCUGGAAGUCGUGCCAAAACUGUCAAAGAUUUAUUAGCUACAGGUGUUGUUCCAGUCUCGCCACCUAUAAGUCCACCGAUUAGCCAAACUAAGAAAUUACGGAAGAGAAAAGAUAGUACCUCUUCAAUGGGGAGCAAUAUGUCUCAGGGGUUUGGAGCGACACAGAGCCAGACAUUGUUUGGAGUUAGUCCUGGCAAUCAGAGAGGCAUUGAGAAUGGCCAGCUUACUAUCGCAACAUCUACUGCAUCAGUGGCAUCAUCACAUGCUAGGCAAACUGUGGCCGACACUAUAUCAGUUACAUCAUCUGCUUUAAUAGGCUCAGGCUGGCUGGAUCCUAAAUCAGAGGUGUUAAGCAAUGGUCCUAUUGGAGCAUUAAUGGGGCCAAUUAAACCCAAGGCCCUCUCGAUGGCUUCUAAAGGUUCAAGCUUCGGAGAUUCUUUAGGAGAUAUGGGUGGGUUCAGGGUCCCCCAGAGCAUGGAACAGCUACUGGAGAGACAAUGGGAACAAGGAUCACAGUUCCUCAUGGAACAGGGUCAACAUUUUGACAUUGCUUCAUUGUUGAACUGCCUCCACCAACUCAGGGCAGAAAACCACCGUUUGGAGGAGCAUAUUCAAUCCCUGAUGACCCGUCGGGAUCACCUGCUAGCUGUAAAUGCCCGACUAUCAAUACCUCUCACCCCAAUCAACAACCAACGAGAGAGAGAUGGCAGCACCAGUCAGGGAACAUCCCCAGAAGCGGGAAGUGUAAGCGCGAUCAGGAAUCAGCGAGUGAAUAAUUUUGUAUCCCCAGAGAGCAGAGCGGAGACUACCCAGUCUGGGUCUAGUUCACACCAGGAGUCAAGUUAUAGCCGUGGUCAAAUAAAAGCUCCAGCAUCCAACAGAGAGAACAGAGUUCAAGGUCACAGGGAUACAGGUCAAGGUCAUGGUCAGAGUCCUGCACAGAACCACGUGGGACACAACAGCACAGGAGGCCAAGGACAAAGUCCACACAGUAACCAACAGGGACUUAGUAGUCCUCAUGCAGCCUCUAACAGGACAAGAACACCAGAGUCAAGGUCAACUGGUCAAGGUCAACCACAGGCCCCAGGUCAAGGUCAUCCAGGUCAACAACCACAGGGCCCAGGUCAAGGCCACCCAGGUCAACAACCUCAAGCCCAAGGUCAAACGGCUGCUAUAGAGCAGCAACGAUUAAUGUUCCAGCAACAUCAACACAUGAUGAAUCAAGCCCAGGCUCUUAGUGCAGAUCAGCACCAGCAGAUGAUGUUCCAUCUCAUGCAGCAGCAUCAAGUCCAACAACAAGGUGGAUUCAGCCCUGCCCAUCCUGGAGUCCCUAACGUGCCACGCCCUACAGUUCCCGGGGCCCCACCCCACCCCCAAGCGAACAGGAACAUGCCAUCUGAAAAACUGAAGGAGAAAAGCUGAUAAUUUUGAGAAACAGAAUUCAGAAAAUUAGUUAUGUCUGAAAUUAUUGUUGUAAUUUCAAAAAUACAUUGAUUUGCAACAAUUACUGAUUUUUGAAUAUAUUUAUUAUAAUCAAUCAUAAGUCGAUUUGAAGAAUAUUUUACAUGCAUUAUAACUUUUGGAAAUAUGUCAAAAUACAAUUCAAAACAUUGUCUUCGGUUCUGUGGUGUAAAGGUUAUCACACUCAACUCCCGAUGCCAAAGUCCUUGGUUCAAUCCCAG